AUGAGUUCUGUGAAUGAACUAUUAAACUACUUUGUGGUAAAUGACGAUAAGGACGAUGUGGCCAAGGGAGGAGAGGGAGCCAAGUCACGGGCCGAGCAGCUGGAGAGGGACAGACAGAAGGAAAAUGAGAAGGCCAUCGUGCGGAGGUACUUUCCCGGAAAGAAACCCCACUACGCGAAAAACGCCAAGGAGGAUGAUGACGAAGAAGAUGACGAUGAUGAAGAGGAGGACACCCUCCUCCCGCGUAACGAUGCCCUGACGGAAUAUUUACAAAAACAGGGCCACGCACAAAGGAGAGGCGAUACGGAUAGGGAGCCUGGGAGUGACCUUCCCCGUAACCGUGGCCAUGUAGACUCCAGAUAUGAGAGACUCAAAAAUAAAAGUAAGCUGAUCGAAAAAGGAGAACGCAUCAAGGGAGACGAACGGGAAAGAAUCACCAGACGGGUUCGAGAAGUGAAGGUUAUUAACCACCCGGAGGAGGUGAAGGAAGAAGAGCCCCCAAAAUCGCUAGCAGGGGAAGGAGAAGAUGCAGACAACUAUGAGAAGUACUUUCCCGUAGGACAGGAAGAACAGGAGCAUGAUACGGAGGAAGAAGAAGCCGGUUGUGACGAUGAGGACGAAUCUAGCAACUCUUCUGAUGAUGAAUCAGAUGACCAAACAGACGAUGAAAACUACAUGAACGGAGAGGACGGAAGCGCUCCGAUGAAACACGAGUACGUGUUUAAAACGAAAAGAAAGACUCUCCUGGAGACGUUCGAAAAGGAGCAAAGCGAAAAACAGCUGUUAAAAGAUGAGGAAACCGAAAAAAAAAAAAUUGAACUGGAGAAAAAGGAAAAGGCAAUAGAGGAAACCAUACACAACGAUAUAAUGAUUGAACAAAUGAAGAAUCAGGAAAAUAACUUGUUCUCGUCUGAUGAAAAUUUCGACAACGACGACGAUGAUGAAGGGGAACCAAAUGAAGAAGAGUACCAACUGUGGAAGCUUCGUCACCUGAACAGACUAAAGAGAGACGAACUGGACAGGAGAAAGCAUGAACUUGUACAGGAAGAAAUUAGCGAAAGGAGGAAAAUGACAGAUAGGGAGAUAAUGGAACAAAAUAAAUCGCUUCCACAUAAAGAGAAGAAGAAGAAAAAGAAAAUGCUGUUUAUGCAAAAGUAUUACCACAGGGGAGGAUUCUUUCAGGACCUCUUUGAAGAAGGCAAGGAAGAAAUUUACACUCGUGAUUACAACGAGCCAGUGUAUGAGGACAAAGUCGACAAGGAGAAUUUGCCCAAAGUGCUUCGCGUCAGGAGGGGCAAUUUCGGCAAGCAGGGCCAAACAAAAUACACCCACUUGCUCGACAACGACACCUCCAGGAAGGACUCCCUAUGGGCGAACCGCGAUCUGGAGGACCGCCGCGCCAGGCGGAAGGAGGACCUGUUCGAUCGCCCAACCUACAGGAAGGGAUAG
Molecule: messenger RNA, 1449 nt
Organism: Plasmodium coatneyi
Lineage: Eukaryota; Apicomplexa; Aconoidasida; Haemosporida; Plasmodiidae
Product: Microfibril-associated protein-like protein
Exons: 3
Coding region: 1-1449 (482 amino acids)
Biological process (GO): mRNA splicing, via spliceosome
Cellular component (GO): U2-type spliceosomal complex
Molecular function (GO): RNA binding
Source: RefSeq, a predicted model, not a curated record